AGCCUGUGCAGUUUGAGCCACAUCGAUUGACAGGUGACUGGCGGUCUGAACCAUUGUGUGUUCUUCUUUAUUAUUAUUGACAGAAGAAAGGACUCAUUGUGUCUGUUAGUUUAUCCUUCCACUUACAUUUCUAGAAGCAGACCUGGGAUAGCUUCAAAAUGCAAAGACUAGAGUUAAAAGCUGUGUUACUGUUGUGCUACUCAGUGAUAUGUAUUUCUGGCAUGAGAAGAGAGUACAAUCUCAAGAUUGAAGAGGUGACUUGGAACUAUGCACCAAGCGGCAGGAACAUCAUUCAGAACUGCUCACUACAGGACGAUGAAGAUGCAGCUGUUUUUUUGGUUAAAGGCCCCCAGCGUAUCGGCUCUAUCUACAAGAAAGCAGUUUAUAAGCAAUACAGUGACACUACCUACAGGACAGAAAUUACAAAGCCAGAGUGGCUGGGUUACCUUGGGCCUCUAUUGAUGGCUGAGGAGGGAGAUACAGUGAUCAUCAACCUAAAAAAUACAGCAACCCGACCUUUCAGCAUCCACCCACAUGGACUUAACUACAGCAAAGGCAACGAGGGAGCUUUGUAUCCAGAUGGCACAAGUCAUCUGCUGAAGAGAGAUGAUGCAGUAGCCCCGGGUGCAAUGGUGACCUAUGAGUGGACCCUUCCAGAAUCUCACGGCCCAACGACUGAGGACAGUAACUGUAUGACCAGGUUCUAUCACUCGCACGUGGCCCCCCCCAAAGACAUCAGCUCAGGGCUGAUAGGACCCCUUCUCAUCUGCAAGAAAGGAACUUUGGACAUUCAUGGAGACAGUUCAGCAGACUACACGUAUGCUUUGCUGUUCAUGGUGUCAGAUGAGAACUUCAGCUGGUAUCUGGAUGAGAACAUCAAGACACACAUCGCCACUCCGGCCAAAGACCUGAAAGAGGACGAAGAUUUCAUUGAGAGUAACAAAAUGCAUGGAAUAAACGGUUUUCUGUAUGGGAAUCUUCCUGGGCUGAGUAUGUGUCAAGGCAACAAGAUCAACUGGCACAUGAUAGGUUUAGGAAAUGAGGUGGACAUGCACUCAGUUCAUUUCCAUGGCCAGAUCCUUACCACUCUGAACCACCACACGGACAUGGUCAGUCUCUUCCCAGCUUCCAGCACCACUGCUGAAAUGGUGGCUGACAACCCCGGGCACUGGCUGCUCACAUGCACCGUCAAUGACCAUCUGAUGGCUGGAAUGCAGGCUUUAUUUGAGAUCAAGAAGUGUUUCCCUAACGUCCAUAAACCCCGACCACAUGGUGAGCUCAGACAGUACUUCAUUGCUGCUGAAGAAGAGGUCUGGGACUAUGCUCCUACAGUGCCGAAUGAUAGUGAGGCAGAUGAGUUUGUAACCAGAGGUCCAAAUCGCAUUGGAAGCCAUUACAAGAAGGUUCGCUAUGUGGAGUAUACUGACAAAACCUUCACCACAAAAAUGCUACGCGCCCCAGAAGAGAAACACCUCGGAAUCCUGGGUCCUGUGAUGCGAGCCGAAGAGAAAGAUACCAUUAAGGUGGUGUUUAUGAACAAAGCCUCUCGCCCUUACACGAUACAGCCACACGGAGUGCAGUACAGUAUAGAACAGGAUGGGACACUUUACUACAAUGAGCUUGAAGAAUCAUACACAGAAAAGAGACUGCGGGAGCUCAAGAAACAACCAAGAAUUGUGACUCCUCCCCCAGCUGCUUCCGUCAGACCUGGAACAGUAUACACCUAUGAGUGGAUGGUACCUGUGGGUGCUGGUCCUGUAGAAGGGGAGGCUGAUUGUCUGACCUAUCUUUACUACUCUGCUGUGGACCCCAUUAAAGACACCAGUUCUGGGCUUGCAGGACCUCUUCUCAUCUGUCGACCCGGAGCACUGAAGAAAGGACAUCAGAAAAACUAUGAUAAAGAGUUUCACCUCAUGGCCACAGUGUUUGAUGAGAACCUCAGCUGGUAUCUGGAUGACAACAUAAGGACUUACGCCACUGCUCCCAAAACCAUCAACAAGGAGGAUGAAGAUUUCAUGGCAAGCAACAAAAUGCAUGCCAUCAAUGGGUUUGUGUACAGGAACCUCCCAGGCCUGACCAUGUGUAAGGGGGAUAAAGUCACAUGGCAUUUGUCCGCACUGGGUUCAGAGACUGACAUCAUAAGCCUUUACUUCCAUGGCAACCGCUUCCUUUACCGCCAGAACAGACGAGACACCAUCAGUGUCUUCCCUCACAUCUCACACACCGUCACCAUGGAGCCAGACAGCAUGGGCCAGUUUGAAGUUGUGUCUGCUACAGUGGAUCAUUAUCGUCAUGGAAUGCGAGCAAACUACACUGUGGAAAAGUGUGGUCUGUUUCAGCGUCAGGGAGAGGUGAUGCUCCAUUCAAAAACCUACUAUAUCGCUGCCAUGGAAAUGGACUGGGACUAUUCUCCAAAUAGGACCUGGGAGGCAGAGAUGUUCCGUGGGCAACCAGAGAAUCCCGCUCCUGUCUUUGUAGACCCAAGUGGUGGUUUUGUAGGGUCUCGUUACAAGAAGGUUGUCUACCGACAAUUCACCAACGAUAAGUUUACCAAGCAGGUGGAACGAGCAGCUGAUGUGGAACAUCUCGGCAUUAUGGGCCCAAUGAUCCAUGCCAACGUGGGUGACAAAGUCAGAGUGGUUUUUAAGAAUAUGGCAUCCAGACCUUAUUCCAUCCACGCCCACGGUGUAAAGACAGAAAGUCCUGAUGUACAUCAAACUGGACCAGGAGAAACACACACCUACACAUGGUACGUCAACAAGAAUACAGGACCAACCCCAGAGCAGGAGGAAUGCUCUGUAUCUGCAUACUACUCCACUGUAGAUGUCACAAAGGACCUUUACAGUGGACUGAUCGGUCCCUUAGUGAUCUGCCGCCGCAGCUGGGCCAGGAGUCUUGGAUUGAAAAAGGAAGUUGAAGAGUUUGCACUGCUUUUCAUGGUCUUUGAUGAGAACGAAAGCUGGUAUCUGGAUGAAAACAUUAAGAAACACAUAAGAAACCCUCGCCCAAACCUAAAGGAAGAUGAAACCUUUAUCGAGAGCAACAAGAUGCACUCAAUAAAUGGUUAUGUUUAUGGUAACUUGAAUGGUCUGACCAUGGAGGUGGGUGAUAAGGUGUACUGGUACCUGAUGGGAAUGGGCAAUGAAGUGGACAUACACACUGUGCACUGGCAUGGCCAUAGUGUGGAAUAUAAGCUGAGUGGAGGUCGUCACCGUGUUGAUUCAUAUGAAUUGUUUCCAGCCAUCUUUCAGACAGUGAAGAUGCGUCCUCAGUAUCCUGGUACGUGGCUGCUUCACUGCCACGUCACUGAUCACAUUAAAGCUGGAAUGGAGGCGAUGUAUACUGUGACUGAGAAAGCAAAGAAGACGUGGGGCUGAAUGCUGAGGAACGGGGAAAAUGGAAAACUGCAAAAUGAUGUUGAUUUCUGUGCCUAAUCAACUGAAUGCCCAUGUUUGUAAUAUCAGUUUCCAGUGAACAUGUCCUGGCACAAUAUGGACACAGAAUUAAUAAUUAAUUUUAUAUUAAAAUGUGUAUUUCUAAAUAUCUA
Menidia menidia (Atlantic silverside) is the source of this 3547-nucleotide messenger RNA. Lineage: Eukaryota; Metazoa; Chordata; Actinopteri; Atheriniformes; Atherinopsidae. The record is from the annotation of a GenBank genome assembly.